Dentiscutata erythropus is the source of this 1119-nucleotide messenger RNA. The record is from the annotation of a GenBank genome assembly. Lineage: Eukaryota; Fungi; Glomeromycota; Glomeromycetes; Diversisporales; Gigasporaceae.
AUGUUUACAGAAGAGCAACUUCGGCAAUUUAAAAUACCUGCACUAAAAGAACUAUUAGUUGAGAGAAACUUACCAGUUUCUGGUAGAAAGGAGGAGUUGAUAACCAGAAUUUUGACGGCUGAGGGUAAAAAAUCAGAGGAGGCUUUAAAACAAACCAAUAAUAUGGAUAUUAAUAAUGUCAUUAACAACGAUACGGUACUCACCACCGAUUCAAAGAAUGAAGUAACUGAUUUAUUCGACAAAGAUCUGUUAAACUCGCCAAAUGACCUUACAUCAGGGCUUGAUAACUUUGAUUGGGAAAAAUUCACUACCGAUGAUAUUGAUGCUUUAUCCAAAGAUAAUACUUUUGAUUCGCUUAUUUCUCCUACUUCUCCUUCACAUUCUAUCACUUCUAAUAAAGAUAGUACACAAGAUAAAGUAAAAUCCGAUGCAUCCAAAGAUGGUCAAUCUCAAACAAUAAAAUCGGACGAUGUCAAAGAAACUUCAGUUAAAAAUGAUACAAACUCAGAAUCUUCUAAGCCUGAUGUUCUCGUAAAACCGUCAGGAUUCACAUGCAAAAAGAUUGUAUUUGACGAACCGACAUCACCGAUCAGUAAAAGUCAAUCGGAUUUAAAUGCUGAAAUUGAAAGGCGAAAGAAACGCGCAGAGCGCUUUGGAACUCAAUUAUCAGAAGCGGAUAAAAAACUUCAACGGGCUGCAAGAUUUGGCGUUGAAGUUACUAGUCCUAUUGACUCUCCUCUUAAAGCACCUUUACCUUUUCCUUCCCGAAAAUUAUCUACUACUUCAGUUGAUAAUGAUGAAAAACUGAGAAAGCGGGCAGAAAAAUUUGGUCUUGAUAAGACUAAAAAUGAAACACCUAAUAUAACGGCUACAUCAAGUUCGUUAAGUGAAGAAGAGAAAAAAAAGAUGAGAGCUGAAAAAUUUGGCCUGGUGACUACACCGUCACCGGUAUCAACUGGCAGUUCCAAUGUAACCAAUACUACAUCAUCUUCAUUAUCUGAAGAGGAGAAAAAGAAAAGAAGAGCCGAAAAAUUUGGUACUAACCAAAAAAGUGAAGGUUUAGAUGAAGAAGCAUUAAAUAGAUAUAAAUCAAAAAGACGACGAAUUCACACUAUUUAA